AUGACCAUUCAAGACCACUCCACCAUCACCACCUCCAGCGCCCGGCGUCCGCAAGACCACGCCCUCAUCGGCCAAGCCGCAAAGAUCCCCGCCCCCGCCCCCGAGCAAACCAUCUCCAUCAGCCCGGUGAUCCUGCCGGCCCCCAACCGCAUCAUCGACCUGCACAUGCGCAUCACCGCCCCGAGCACCACCGACAACAGCCCGGGCCCCCUCCCCAUCAUCCUCCUCUCGCACGGCCACGGCCCCUCGAACCACCUCUCCUCGCUUCACGGCUACGGCCCACUGGCCUCCUUCUGGGCCGCGCGGGGCUUCAUCGUCGUCCAACCGACCCACCUCAGCUCCAAGUCCCUCAGCCUCGACCCCUCCGUCGCGGGCGCCCCACUGUUCUGGCGCUCCCGCGUGGACGACAUGAAACUGAUCCUCGACCACCUGGCGCUCAUCGAGGAGCUCGCCCCGACCCUCAAAGGCCGAAUGGACCACACCCGCAUCGCGGUGGCAGGCCACUCGAUGGGGUCGCACACGGCGGCCAUGCUCCUGGGGAUGCGGCUGACGGACCCGGCCGACGGCCGCGUCGUGGAUCUCUUCGACCCGCGCAUCCAAGCGGGGGUGCUGCUCACGCCGAUCGGGAACGGCGGGGAGGCGCUCAGCCCCGCGGCGGCCGAGCGGUACGCCUUUCUGCGUGGCACGAGCUUCGCGGAGAUGCGCACCCCGGCGCUGGUGGCGGUCGGGGACGCCGACGCGUCGCCGCAUCUGACGGUGCGCGGGCCCGAGUGGCAUGCUGAUGCGUAUGUGCACGGCCCCGCGCCGAAGAGUCUGUUGACGGUGGCGGCGGCCACGCAUGGACUGGGCGGCAUCGCGGGGUACGAUGCUAGGGAGACGACGGAUGAAAGCGUCGAGCGGGUCGGCGUGGUGCAGCGGGUGACGUGGGCGUAUCUGCGGGCGAGGCUGUGCGGGGACGAGGAGGCGUGGCGGGAGGCGGUUAGGGUUGUUGGGGCCGAGCUCGAGGGGUUGGCGACGGUGGAGUCGAAGUGA
Molecule: messenger RNA, 1032 nt
Organism: Aspergillus aculeatinus CBS 121060
Lineage: Eukaryota; Fungi; Ascomycota; Eurotiomycetes; Eurotiales; Aspergillaceae
Product: alpha/beta hydrolase family protein
Exons: 1
Coding region: 1-1032 (343 amino acids)
Source: RefSeq, a predicted model, not a curated record